ACAGCAUCCACUCUAAUAUGGAUUCAACAUAGAUUCACGCAAUAAACUCCUACCUUCCUUGUAUUUGCUGUGAAUUGCACAUCUUAUCAAAGUCCAUGAACUCGAGCUUACGACAUUAAAAAUAUUCUACACAUUUCACAUCUCCUCCGCGUGCUUUGGCUAAUCGCUUUCUUAAGUCCUUCAUUCUUUUCUCCUAAUGACGAUAUGAGUAGAAGUUGGCAAAUAUAGCAAUUCACCCCUCAUGGAAUCCAUACAAGCCCGCGCCGACUCUGUGCGAAAUGCUGUCACAUCGGUUUCGACAUGUACUGCUACAAUCUCAGCUACCGUCAAAGAACUUCUCCAAGAUAACGACGCGAAUAACGAAGCCUCAAAACCAGUCUCAAAAGCGCGGUCGACCAAAUUAACAAGAGCGCCAAGUAGAACAAAUACUAUAUCAGGAGGGCCGCGUACACAAGGCAAUGGAGGAUGUUUAUCAGCUAAAGAAAAGGCUGUCCUGGCUACUCAGAUUGUUACCGCCAGUCUCAAAGCUCUGGGAGAGGCAGCGAAAUCUCCAUCUAAUUCAAGUCCAGAUGCGCGUGAAUCUACCAAGAGCGAUCCUGCCAAAAGCGAAACCCGAAAUGGCCUUCAGAGAUCAAUUUCAGCCCCCCUGAAGCCAUUAUCAUCCCGGUCUUUGAAUAGAGUUGCGACAUCGCCUGCCGUUUCGAAGGCAUCUCGAUCACCCUUACAAUCUACCUCUUCAAUGGGAUGUUUAUCUUUAAUAGAAUGCGCACGCGUGGCUUUCGCAGCAUUAGCAACUCUAGAGUCGUCAAAGGCUGUCCAACUUCCUGAACUGCAGCUGGAGGCGGGAAUGUCAUCAUUUAUCAGCAAACUCAUCGGGCUGAAUCAGUUUGAUAUAGCAUUAAGAGAGCUUAGGGUAUUAAAACGACGCUUAGGACGUGUGGACAAUGAGGAAGUUAAGAACGCAGCGGCCCGUUCGAAACCGGAAUCCAAUAUAACAUCGAAAACACUUGCCGAGUUGCUGGAUUUCACUAUGAUUGUUGCGUCUGGCCCAUUACUUGGUCUGGUCAUCACAACUCAACUUCAGGCUCUUCGCAUCAUACAUGGCCUCAAAAAGUCCUCACAUCUUGAGGGCAUCUUACCCCUACUACGCGAGACUUGUUCUUCUUCGCCGAUAAAACUACUCCUAUCGUCUCUUAAGGGUGCCAACCCAGAUCAGACCAAAUGCGCUAGACAGCUGGAGAGUCUAUCUCAAACUCUUCUUUCUUUAACGCCAAGCGUAGCGGCUAAGGAUGAUGACUUUGCAGUGGAGCCGAAGCUGUCCCCAAGUCCCGAGGUGGCAUUAGAGGUACAAGCUCUCGGUUUGGUUACGCGUCUGCAGUCAUGGAGUGUAUCUGGACAUAGGGGGGAUGUUGAUAAGGAUAUCAUAUCACCUCUCUCCAAAUGCCUAUCUGCUUUUGUUAGAAGAGCAUCCUCCAGCCGCUUUCCAAUGGCGAUUACCGCUUUCUCCCAGGUCUGGAAACGUGUCGAAAAGUUAGGACUCAGGCCGACAGAAUCAUCUCGGUCUCCCUCAGCUACAAUAUACCAAGUACUCGCCACAGCGUCCCAGGAAUCUGGUAAUACCAACGAGGCGAAGAAGUGGUUAACAAAGGUCAAAUCUUUAACCAACCCAGCCGUGGAUUCCGCGGCAAGGUGUUGUGCUGUCACCGCUAGACUGUUGGCGCUCUCUCUCAAGCAGUCCUCUCAGGUUGACGAGAGUGUACUGAUGGAAGUCUUGGACGGGUUACGAGGAUCGCUUGGUGGUACAAGUGCGGAAAUGGACGACCUUUUAGCCAGCGUGUGUCUCCUGCGGAAAUCUGUGAUCAACGUGAUCAUGGAAAAGAAAGAUAACUCUACUACGAUUCCGCAGAAUAUUAGUGAACAUCUGGAUACUUUCAUUUUCCAACUACCUCGAUUUUCUCUGAGAUGGCUAGGCAAGCCACCGAGUUCGGCGAACGCCGCAAAGGACUUUAUUCGGUUCGACCAACGUCGGGGGUUAUUAUCAACCUAUUUACCUCACACCCUCGACUCAGCUCUGAUGCUUUCAAAAUUGCUGUUAGACAGUGGUCGACUCGCCUGGGAUGUUUUGGAUUCUACUCUCCAGGACAGUUUGGCCCUUCUAGAAAAUAUUGAAGAUUUAGCUCGAUUAGAAACUAAGAGCAAUCCAUCUCCCUCAUAUCAUAUCAAAAUAUCUCAUUUAUACUACCAACAACACCUUGCUUUACGAAAAUCCAUCACGAAGACGACAGAAAUUACAUCUCUUAAGGCGCUUCGAAAGUCUAUCGAUAGUGUGAAGAACCGGCCUGAAGCGGAGCAGACCCGAGCUCAACUAUUAGUCAAAUGGGAGAGAUUUGCUGAGCUAUGUAGAGCUUCAGGUAGAUUAGACGAUGCUACUGAUGCUCUCCGCUCCAUUAGAGAUCAUCUUGUUCGGCAAGAAGUUGUGUCAAACAUUACCGCCAGCCUCGCAACAGAACCCUGGUGGAUAGCGUGGAAACAGAAUUCUGAUGUCGAAUUACUUUCAAGGACAGUCUGCAACCUUGCUAAACUUGACCGGAAACACAACGAUUGGACUUGGUUGCUUGUUGGGCCGGAUAAAGCUACUGCUCUUGAGCAUGAUCUCUACGCCAUCGUUUGUAAAGAUCAGAAGUUCCGCUACGAAUCGGAUUUAUCAAGUCCUAUGAUAAAGACUUUAUUAGAGUUUUACUCUGUUGAAAGGCACCCAAUCCGCAGGUUGAGAACCCUGCUGCAGCUUCUCACUAUCCACAUGGGCUCACAAGAUGGGCUUGCCGACUUGCGGGCCGAGGUGGAAGGGGUUCUCAAACCGAUCAGUGAAGAAGCCCUAGCGGAUGAUUCUGGCCUAGUUCGCUACAUCCCGCAUCUACAAGCAUCAGCAGCGUGCAUAUUAGGGUUGAUCGACUCGAACAUAGAUUCACCACAAAUUAAAGAAGCCUUAGUUAGAUGGAAGCACAUCGUCUCCCAAUGUCAAUCCACUGAGCAGCUAUUGGCCCACAUCGAUAAUCCAUCUCAGCUACUCACAAACCUGCAGUCUCUUGUCGAUUUCGCCAGAAUCAAGGGUCUAGAAACCCUACAAACAGAGAUCCUCGAACUCUCGAUGAGCCUCUCUAAGCUUUCGGGAGAUUGUAAUCUUGAAGCAUCAAUAAGUCAGGGCAUUACACUCUGUCUACAACAUUUGAGCCAUGGCUGGUCAUCCAAAGCUGAGAAGUUUUUGAUAGACAACCAAGAAGUAAUUUCUCAACCAGACAUCGCCAGAGAGCUUAUUGUGAGGUUUCACUUAUCUGCUGCCGAGUAUCACCUCUCCUUGGGAGCUCUUGACAAGGCUGAACAGCAUUUGAGUAAUGCUCGAAAUGCUGAGAUGGGCUUGUCAUCCGAGCUAGAACCAAGGAAAGGGAAGAGCUCCAAUCGAAGAAUCACAACAGCAUACGCGUAUUUCCUAUACUCAAAUCUCGAGCUCGAGCGUGGCGACUGUUAUCACGCACUUCGCUUCGCCAAAACCGCUGUCAGGAAAUUGUUCCAUGAUUGGUCCAGACUAGAUGAGAUGAGAUCCGCCGCCCACGAUAUUUCCAUAGAAGAGUCCUCGCAAUCAGAUGCUUCAGAUAAGGAUACGAGCCUCAAUAAUUCCUAUAUAGAGCGUUCCGAUCUACCCCGUGCGAGCGCUGGCCCAGAGUUUUGGGCACUAGCUUACCAGCUGUUUCGGUUUCUUCUACAAUUGUCUUCUACCUACUCACACGUCGGUAUGUAUCAGGAAACACUAUAUUAUGCCGAACAAGCACAUAAAGUAGCGAAGAGCAUGGAGUCAGCAGUGUACAUGUCUCAAUCUCUUGCAUGGUUAGCACGGGUGUGGCUCAUGGCUGGUAAGCUGGAGAAGGCAGUAGAGCUGGCAGCUGAAAUCAAGCCUAUAACUCUAGGCUUAGAGCCCACCUAUCAGAACGCGAAAGUGCUGUGUCGUCUGAGUUCGGUAUAUGGAGAAAUUAACGAUGAAGAGGCGCAAGAGGAAGUAAUAGGCAGGGCAGAGUCCAUGCUCAAGAUCUUGAAUAGCGCCCACGAUGCGAAUAGUUCAGUUGCGGAUGUAUUAGAAUCAGACAUGGCAGGGCUAAGGGUCGAAGAAAAGCCAGUUGUUAAAGCUGUAGGACGCCGCACUGCAGUAGCGAAAAGACCAAGAGCUCCAACCAAGAGUAUCUCGAAGAAGCCGCCGCCGAAAAAGGAGAUUCCCCUACCCGAAGUCCCGGUACAAGUUAAACCCGAAGAAACCCAAUUAUCCUUCUUACGCGCCUCGAUCCUCCAGAUUCAAUCGACCCGUCUCCUUGAUGCUAGUGAUUGGGCGGCAGCGGUGACCACCCUCCGAACAGCAUAUGAGCUUUCCAAGUUGCCCACAGACGUGUCACAAGCCAGCUUCUUAAUGGGCGUGGCCUUGAUUGGGCAGAGUCUAGAACAGAUAAGCCACGACGCUGUAUUUUCCGUCAUCCAGGAUUCAACUCUUUCAUUCCCUUCAGUAGCGGGAUCUUUUAAGGAAAGGAUCGCAUCUGAUCGGCUAUCCUUAGCAAAACCAGUGGCUCCUCGCAAAGGUCGUGGGCCAUCGAAGAAUGCUCAGAACACGCGGUCUUUUGUCGAGAAACUACGCGAAGCACAAGGACACUUGCUAGCGGCGCAUUCUAUUGCGAGUCUUAAUGGCGAUGGCGACUUGGUUCAUCGUAUUGCCACUGUCCUACAAAAUGUGGUCAUCCUUUUGUCGAAUACGAAUUCAUCCACACCGGCGGCGAGCCAUCCUGCUCAUGCCACUUGCUCCGUUGAACUGGCGCGCAAUCUGACCUGGCGCCGCGAGCGCAAGACACUUCACCUAGAAGCCGCAAAAGAACCAAAGUUGGAUUGGCCUGUACUUACCGAUAAUACCUAUGAUAGACGUACCAGCCUUGGGCUUUCCCUAGAUAUGGAUUGUUUCCAGAGAGAUUAUGUCGAUAUUAUCCCCAAAUCUUGGAACGUCGUAUCAGUAUCACUAAGCGACAAUGAGCACGAUCUAUGCGUCACUAAGCUCCAACCAGGCCACAGUCCAUUCGGAAUUCGGCUUCCGCUUGAGAGGGCGAGCUCCAGGGAUGCAGACUCUGAGGUGUUCAGCUUCCGCCAAGGACGAACAGAGUUGCUCGAGAUUAUACAGAUGGCUAAUCGCACCUGUCAUGAUGCGCGGGAUAUGAGCCAGAAAGGUGCAAAGUCCGCGUGGUGGGCUGAACGGGAACAACUCGACGAACGCUUGAAAAAUCUUAUGGACUGCAUCGAACAGUCAUGGCUCGGAGGGUUUAAAGGCAUAUUUUCGCAUCAUCGGAGACAAGAAGAUCCAAUUGUUCAGUUUCAGACGAGCUUUCAGAGUAUUCUCGACAAAAAUCUCCCCUCGAGGCGCAAAGUCCGCGGCAAAAAGACGAAAGCAGCUCCUGCAACCCAGGUCAACCUUGAUCCUAGGAUAUAUGAGUUAUUUAUCGGCUUGGGAGACCCAACAGCUCGCGAGGGCGAUUUAGACGACGCUUUAACAGACUUGCUAUACUUUGUUGUCGAUAUCCUCCAAUUCCAUGGCGAGAGGAAUGCUUACGAUGAAGUCAACUUUGACGACAUGGUGGUGGAGACCUACGACGCUUUACAUGCGUAUUACGUUGCUGCUAAGAGUGCUAAGGACGCGGACGAAGCUGUACAUACGAUUUUGAUCCUCGAUAAGUCCUUACAUGCAUUCCCCUGGGAGUCCCUGCCUUGUCUGCAGGGCUUGGCCGUAUCUCGCGUUCCUUCGCUCGACUGCCUGCGAAGGUUGAUUUUGGAGGCCAAACCUGGUAACCCAGAUGCCGUCGACGAAGACGACCAAACCGGCAGUUUCAGUCGACGACAGGGUCACUACGCAUCAAUUAACUCAGGCACGUACAUCUUGAACCCUGGCUCCGACCUCAAGAACACUCAAGCUACCUUCGGCAACGCAUUAUCCACCCUUCCCCCGGCGUGGAAUAGCAUUGAGAUGCAGGAACCGACAGAAGCCGAAUUCGAGUCGGCCCUCGCUGACAAGGAUUUAUUACUGUACUUUGGUCACGGCAGCGGCGCCCAGUACAUUCGCGGCCGUACGAUUCGUAAGAUGGAUAAGUGUCAAGCGGUAGCACUGCUCAUGGGCUGUAGCUCGGCAUCGCUCGCGGACGUGGGUCGCUUCGAGUGCCACGGCCCCGUAUGGAACUAUAUGCUGGCCGGGUGUCCCGCCGUCGUGGGCACUCUCUGGGACGUGACGGACCGCGAUAUCGACCGCUUCGCCGGACGGGUGUUCGAGGAGUGGGGGCUCAUGCCUAAGGGCACGUUUGCGGAAGACGCGGGCUCGAGCGCGAAGGGAAAGAAGGUCGCGAGAGGAAAUAAAGGGGGCACGGAGAAAAAGAAGGCGACGACUGGAGAAGAUAGGGGUAAUGCGAGCCUUGUCGAGGCUGUCGCGAAGGCACGGGAUGCGUGUCGCUUUAGAUACCUGACGGCGGCGGCGGUGUGCGUCUACGGUAUUCCGGUAUAUAUUAGCGAUCAGUGAGCCGAGGCUACCUAUAUCCUAUCCUAAUAGCAAAUGUAGGGGGAGGGGAAGGGAAGGUGACUAGAGCAGAUUUCGCUCGAGGAGUCGGGGUCAGGUAGGCGGCAUAAUGCGGCGUUCGGAGGUCGAUAAAUUAGAGCUCUAGAUACCUUUGUUGUUGUCGUUGUUGUACAUUGGAUCACUAGGCGUUGGGGCUAGGAUACUCUACUUGCUUUCAGAGUACGUAAUGUUAAGAUAAUGAUUCCCAGAGUGAUGGCUUGGGUACCAGCGGUGAUUAUGAUGUUUCGUCUUGUUCUGUAGAUCAUACGGAGAUGUGUUCGAAUUAUGGUUAUGGAGAGCGCUCCGGAAGGGGAUCUAGAACAUCCUGUUUUCUUCAGCGGCACUUUUGGACGAACUUGCACUAUUAGAUGGGAUUUCUCUAGACUGUUUCUUGCACAUACGAAU
Messenger RNA from Daldinia loculata, 7027 nucleotides. Its product is annotated as peptidase family C50-domain-containing protein. The coding region runs from base 242 to 6586 and encodes 2114 amino acids. The record is from RefSeq and is a predicted model, not a curated record. Gene Ontology annotation, cellular component: mitotic spindle; centrosome; mitotic spindle pole body. The transcript has a single exon. Gene Ontology annotation, molecular function: cysteine-type endopeptidase activity; protein binding. Gene Ontology annotation, biological process: proteolysis; meiotic chromosome separation. NCBI's taxonomy places the organism in Eukaryota, Fungi, Ascomycota, Sordariomycetes, Xylariales, Hypoxylaceae.